Molecule: messenger RNA, 408 nt
Organism: Diatraea saccharalis (sugarcane borer)
Lineage: Eukaryota; Metazoa; Arthropoda; Insecta; Lepidoptera; Crambidae
Source: the annotation of a GenBank genome assembly
AUGCUAGACUCCUUGGUCCGUGUUUCAAGACGGGUCCUGCGAGUGCCCGAAACUGAAUCAUCGCAGACGGAGACGCGCACGGUCCGAGACUGCACGGCUGCAACGACAGGCGCGCCGCGCCGAAGUCCGCACAUAGGCAGGACCUCGACGGCGACGUUACCUUGCGUCGGGCCGGACGCGCCGAAGGCGCGUGCGCGAUUCACGAUCGAUACCGUCCGACGGCCGGUCGGCGUCCACAACGGUCCGACUGCCAACUCCGAAGAGGUGACAAUCGGGCUCCCGAACGGAACGCUUAGACCGACAUCGAACGGGUCGCGAUGCAUUACUAAGAGAGAAGUGCACGCCGUCCCCGUACGUCGAAACGAACACGCACCGUGCGACACGGCCGAGACCGAUCACAUCGAGUGA